AUUUCAAAACAGGAAGUAGAAACCAGAGUGAAAUGUCAGUUCUUGGUGGGUUUUUUUUUUUGUUGGUCGCUUUGAACAUUCAACAUUCACUUUGAAUUUUUAAGACUUUGAAAGAAAUGCCUUUCAUAGAAUAAGAGAGUGAACUGGCUGUUAGGUUUAUUGCACAGUUAGCUGUUAUGCUAAGUCGGCUCGCUUUAAAAUCUUCAUUCUGUGCGAUUAAAGGAGCUGAGCCUCGAUGAGUAUCCGAGCGCUGUGGGUUAUCACCCACGAAAAGGGUGAAUCUGUAAAACUGCAAUUUUCCAGGCGGUACCCCACAGUGGAGUUUCGUGCUAAGACCUUUGCUGGAGCUCACUAUGUGUCUGUUCCUGAGGAUUGUGACAUAGCCCAGCUCUUACUGACUGAACUGGGCCUGGCAGACCCUGACAAGCCCUACAUUGUUGCAAGGGAUGACUGUUCCCGCGAGCAGCGAUCUCCUGCACUGGAGCUUCGUGUUGGUAGCUCAGGUGGGAGAACCGUAUGGCCAGUCCUAACCAUCGUCCAGGGUGGACUAAUCCUUGCCUGUCUCCCACUGAUCGAAGUCCCACCUGAUCCUCGACCUCCCCUUCCCAGCAUGGCUUCCAUCUCUCAGGGCUUAUCCCUGUUAUCUAGCCUACAGGGCUUCCUUUGUGGCACAGGGGGUAAAGCCCCAGAGCCGGAAGUGCUUGUCUCUCGCUUGGCAACCCUUCCUUCAGUACUGAUGCAGGUUUGUCCAUUAGGGACCCCCCUGGACACUCUUCCUCAGUCUGGGAUGCUGCCUGCAGCUUUGGCUCCAGGCCCUGGUGGUGCUCAGAAACAGCCUGCGUGGAAAACAGGGGUUCAUAGAGGGAGAGCAGUGGUAAGCGUGGCCCUCACAGAGAUGGUGAGGUCCAUGCAGUAUGGAAACCAGAGCAAACAGGAUCUGUGGGAUGUGCAUGGGACAGUAACAUGCAAAUGUGAAGUGGAGGGUGUUCUGCCCAAUGUCACGGUCACCCUCACGCUGCCUCCCAAUGGCUCACCACUGCAGGAUAUCCUAGUGCACCCCUGCGUGACGUCGCUAGAUUCCAGUAUUCUUACAGCUAGUAGUGUGGAGGACAACGAUGGCUCGGCCUUUUCAGGGCCAUACAAAUUUCCUUUCUCUCCACCUUUGGAGCCUUUCCGACUCUGUAGUUAUACCUCCCAGGUACCUGUGCCGCCUAUUCUUGGUUCCUACCACCUGAAGUCGGACGACAACCAACUCAAGCUCAACGUAGUCCUCAAACUCCACGAGAGUAUCAGAAACAGCUUUGAAUACUGUGAAGCACAUCUGCCAUUUUUUAACAGAAACCUAAUGGGCAACGUGGAUAUAAAAGUGACCUCAGGACAGUUAGAAGUUUCUAAAGAGAAGAAUCUGAUCGUUUGGUUUCUUGGUCAGAAAUUUCCAAAGUCACGAGAGGUAACUCUUGAAGGUACGAUUCAUUUCUCAGGGCAUUUUGCUGGACCAACAGACCCUAUGUGUACAGAUAUCACUGCAUAUAUGAAACUUUACUUCCGAAUACCUGAUUUGACUUUAUCUGGAUGCUGUGUGGACCAGCACUCUGUACAAGUGUAUUCCUCGACAAAGCCACGUAUCAUCACAACACGAGAACUGUUGUCCUCUGAAUACUACGUCUGGAACUCCACUGGAGAUACCCCUGUGUCUUCUGGACCUGUGAUACUGUAGCAAAAUGAUUAAGUACAGCACAGAGACCUUAAUAGCUGAUAAAACGCCAUGCUUGAUCUUUUUAAAUGAAUUAACUCCGGACAAAUGAGUGACUUUGUCACUAAAUAGACUGUGGCUAAAGAGGUAAAGCUACUUUUGACAUGAACUCUAAGCGUAAGAGAUGUACAGUAGGCUGGGUAGCGUCAACCUACUCAAGGAGAGCCAACCUUCUGCAGGUAUUUGUUCCAAUUUAAUCCAAAUCGACAUGCCAACCCUCUGUAUUUGUCACAAUAGCUGCCUUCAUUGUUUAAAGACUAAGUCAAUUGGUAAGUUUUUUUCAGAGAGUAAAAAUUGUGCAAUAAAUAAAGUUUAAAUAAG
Messenger RNA from Ictalurus punctatus (channel catfish), 2074 nucleotides. RefSeq names its product adaptor related protein complex 5 subunit mu 1 (gene ap5m1). Gene Ontology annotation, biological process: endosomal transport. The record is from RefSeq and is a predicted model, not a curated record. Bases 236 to 1717 code for a protein of 493 amino acids. The transcript has 8 exons. Gene Ontology annotation, cellular component: lysosome; late endosome; AP-type membrane coat adaptor complex. NCBI's taxonomy places the organism in Eukaryota, Metazoa, Chordata, Actinopteri, Siluriformes, Ictaluridae.